This is a messenger RNA of Loxodonta africana (African savanna elephant), 2200 nucleotides long. It is a transcript of the gene TINAG, whose product is annotated as tubulointerstitial nephritis antigen. The record is from RefSeq and is a predicted model, not a curated record. Gene Ontology annotation, molecular function: cysteine-type peptidase activity. Lineage: Eukaryota; Metazoa; Chordata; Mammalia; Proboscidea; Elephantidae. The transcript is spliced from 11 exons. The coding region runs from base 639 to 2069 and encodes 476 amino acids. Gene Ontology annotation, cellular component: lysosome. Gene Ontology annotation, biological process: proteolysis.
UAAGGCUAGGAUAACCUAAGCCUUGAAAUCAAAAUGCUUCUGGUAGAUAAAUGGGGUACAGAUGGGAAAUCAACCUAGUGUGUGACUAGGCAUGAUUUAGAGCAACUGUUAUUGAUAUGGCAGAUCCUAGCAGGCAAUCUCAAGAGAGCUUUGAUUUUAGUUGCAGUGCAAGUAGGUGGAAUGAAUAAUUGCGUUUUUGACUUUUGCGUUUCCUGCAUCUCACCAGUGGUUAUUAUAGCCAUAAUUUGGGCCAUGUGUAUUCCAGGGAGGUUUUUGAUUUAGGAAUAUAUAUUUUUUGGGGUGGGAGGGCAAGCCAUAUUUAAUGUAUCAUCUACACAUAAGAUUUUAUGUAGAUAAUUUUAUGGUGAUGAAAAAUGUUUAUAUUAUAUGAAAUAUAAAUUUUUAACAUUGGAGGAAUGACAAUGGUCUAUUUCAAGUACUUACAUUAUCUUGGGCAAACACUGAAGUCCUUGAUUAAUGUUUAACUAGAAAAAGCUUGCUUGGUUCAAGUAAAGGAUCAGUUUCAGGGUUCAGGCUGUUGUGUCUUGAUGAUUAGAAUUUAGGCUCCAAGGAGAAGCCCCCAAAGCCAAGGGCAGUGGACAUAACAGAAAGUGGGAGCCGAACCUGACGUCUAAAGAAUGUGGGCUGGAUACAAGAUCUUAAUCCUCUCCUAUUUUACCACAGAAAUUUGGAUGGAAAAGCAGUAUUUAUCUCAAAGACAAGUGAACCCAGGAGCUUAUUUGCCUAGAAAUCACACCAUUUUGGAAGGCACUCGAUUCAAAAGAGCCAUUUUCAAAGAGCAAUACUGCAGACAUUUUGGUUGUUGUAAAGACAGAGAUGAUGGCUGUGCCAUUCAGUUCUAUGAGGUGGAUGCACUGUGUUACUGUGACAAAUUCUGUGAAAGGGAAAAUUCUGAUUGCUGUCCUGAUUACAAGUCCUUUUGCCGGGAAGAAGAAGAAUGGUCUGAUCAUGCACAGCCUUGGUAUCCAGAAGGUUGCCUCAGAGAUGGUCAAUGUUAUGAAGAAGGAUCAGUAAUUAAAGAAAACUGCAAUUCCUGCACCUGCUCAGGACAGCAAUGGAAAUGUUCCCAGCAUGUAUGCCUUGUUCGUCCAGAAUUAAUUGAAUAUGUCAAUAAAGGAGACUAUGGAUGGACAGCAAAGAACUACAGCCAAUUCUGGGGAAUGACUUUAGAAGAAGGUUUAAAAUUUCGCCUUGGCACCUUGCCGCCCAGCCCCAUGCUUCUGAGCAUGAACGAAGUGACGCCUUCUUUGCCUGCAACAACUGAUCUCCCAGAGUUCUUUGUGGCUUCUUAUAAGUGGCCUGGAUGGACCCAUGGUCCACUGGAUCAAAAAAACUGUGCUGCAUCCUGGGCGUUUUCCACUGCAAGUGUGGCAGCUGACCGAAUAGCAAUUCAGUCCAACGGUCGAUACACAGCCAAUCUAUCCCCUCAGAAUUUGAUAUCCUGCUGUACCAAGAACCGUCAUGGAUGCAACAGUGGAAGCGUUGAUAGGGCUUGGUGGUACCUGAGAAAACGUGGACUGGUAUCCCAUGCAUGCUAUCCACUUUUCAAGGACCAAAAUGCCAACAAUAAUGGCUGCGCCAUGGCAAGUAGAUCUGAUGGGCGGGGAAAACGGCAUGCCACAAAGCCAUGUCCCAACAACAUUGAGAAAUCUAAUGUGAUCUACCAAUGUUCUCCUCCAUACAGAGUCUCUUCUAAUGAAACUGAGAUAAUGAAAGAAAUCAUGCAAAAUGGACCAGUUCAAGCUAUAAUGCAAGUCCACGAGGAUUUCUUCCAUUAUAAGACAGGAAUAUAUAGACAUGUUAUCCGCACAAGUGAAGAAUCAGAAAAAUAUCAAAAGCUUCGGACACAUGCAGUCAAACUCACUGGAUGGGGCAUGAUGAAAGGAGCAAAGGGACGGAAAGAAAAAUUUUGGGUUGCUGCCAAUUCCUGGGGAAAGUCAUGGGGAGAGGAUGGCUAUUUCAGGAUUCUUCGAGGAGUAAAUGAGUCUGACAUUGAAAAGUUGAUUAUCGCAGCUUGGGGCCAAAUGACAAGUUCAGAUGUACCAUAACAUAUCAUUAAAUUUCCACAAGGCCAUGCAUUUAAGUAACCUUUUAAAUUGAAGUUUAGCAAUAUGAAAUUCUCAGUGCCAGUAGAAUCUUUGUUUUUUUAUCCUGUCAUUAUAAUGUUCCCUUUUUCUUA